AUGGAGGACAUUGUCGACCUCAUCCUGACCCCGUUCAAGGACAUCGUUGACAAGGGGAGGACGGCUGUUCAGAAUGCGGGCGACACACAGCCCAUGCUCAAGGCCUCCCAGGCUCUGCUCAAAGAAGGCGAGCGAGCCCUCAAGAAGAUAGAGCCGUUAUGCAAGAAACACUUUGACGACUUUGGGCCAAAUUUCGUCGAAGCGGUAAAAGACAAUGCCGACGACUUCGAUGCCGACAAGUUCACUGAGCUUCAAAUGAUGUCACGGACAGCCGCGCCCAAAAUCUACGAUAUCCUACUGAAGAUGAAGCUUGAGCCGCCGACUCAUUUCAGCCAAGAGCACUUCAUGUCGCAACUAUCGCCCCCGUCUUCGCCGCAUCCCACGCCGCCCACGCUGAUGCCACCAAUGCCCACGGCACCACCUUCGAUCGCCGGUGCAAGCUCCGCUGGCAGAGACUCCGUGUCAAGUUCCAGGACAGACAACAGGUCUGCCAUAGAUACAGCGCCAGUUGAGAAUGCCAACGAGCAAUUGAGCGUCAUGCUUGACAAGGCAUUCAACAGUGAGCAUAACGGCCUCAACCUGUUAUCUCAGCCACCCCCAAUGCCACCUCCAGACAGGGGGCUGCCUCUACCACCUCCUCGGCCGCCGGCGGCAGUGGAACAGCUCCCACCUAGGCCACCAUCAACGAAUCCCUGGGACAUAAGGGUCAAGACUGUUGCUUCCGACGAUGAACGGCCGCGCGAUGCACCUCUCACACGCCGGAGACCGCCUGUAGAGCCACCACUUCUGACACCGGUCGAAGGAACCUCACCGAUCAGCCCAUUCACCACUUCGAGGAACUUUUCAAUACCACGUCCCAACUAUCCAGACACCCCUCGCAGCUCUGGACUACUACAGGAAUACCCGCCCGAAUCAGACGAGAAGCAUUCAUCUCAGAGCACCCUCAGCAGCCAGUUUUCAAAUUUCAGCAUGAGCCCUACGCAGUCUUUGCGACCCCGAGCACCUAGCAACCAUAGUGCCACCACCUACAGCAGCAGCACCCCGACCAUACCGGAAGAAAUGAGGCGGACCAAGGAUAUGAGAUCGAGGAGCUCCUCACGACAACGUCCCGCGCCCGCCAUGUAUUCGCCAAUGCCGUACAGAGCGAAGCGUCUGCGCCAGCCAUCGCAGCCCGCCUCCUCGGAGGAGAGCAUGGAUGAUGCAAAGACAAUUUGCAGGAGCAAUUCAGUGAACGACGCUGUGCAGAAACCGUCAGAUCGAAGAAUGUCGGCAGACGCCGAGAGCUUGAUUGAUCCGGACCCUCUCCCAAUCAGCAGCAAGGGAUCCGUUACCGAUAGAGGCUUCUCAGCUACCGCACAGCAACAACAGCAACCACUGCCACAGCAGCAGCAGCAGCAGCAGCAGCAGCAGCAGCAGCAGCAGCAGCAGCCUCCUCAACCAGGGCUUGAGCUUGUUCGCCACAACACAGGCCUGGCCGCCGGUAUAGACAGCGGUUUGAUUCCGGUAGACCCCUCCGGUUUCUCGAUGACGGCCGUUGUUGCUAAAUGCACACAUUGUUUGUAUGAGCUCGAUUUUAAGCACCUCGAAUAUGAUAUCAAUAAGCAAGACGAGGGAAACUACACCAAACACGGUGUCGGCUAUCGAUUGCGCUUCUUGCAAAAGAGUCACUUGCACGCCAAGCGGGUUGACGAUAUCAUGUAUGCCUGCGUUUUCUGUAUCCACACCAGCCAGACCUUGGACCAGAGCGACGCCACUGUCUUCACGUCGACAGCUGCGUUGUUCAGCCACUUAGCCCGGCAUCCUCGGCCACUCCCAGACGUCCCUGGCAUCUCCGUGGUGGACCAAACUGAGAUACCGCCUCACCUAAUCAACGACUACGAUCUGUUCUUCAUGAACCCCCCGGAACCUCAUCCGGUGCGCGAAAGAGCUGCAGAGAUUGCCCAUCUUCCUACCGCCCAUGCAAAGGAGUCAGCCCGAAGACUUUUCGGCCAGAGACUGUUACCUGACAGAACUCCAGCCUUGGAGUUUAUCCAAGGCGCGAAGAUCACCGGCAUUACGUGGCCCGCUCGAUAUAACGGAGAAUGGGCUUUCGGUUGGCAUGACGGCGUUCACGCAUCGAUUCCAACUGACAUCAUCAAGUUGGAUCGCCCUCCUUUUGGCCAUAUCAAGAGAAACGCUACGAGCCGCAUUCGGGCCAAGGCCAAGUGGAAGUUUGCACCAAAGGAAAAGAACGAGGACUGGCUAAAGUUUGACAAGGACGAGGUUAUCAGCAACAUUACUUGGUCCUAUCCUGAGUACUGGUGCUGGGCAGGCACCAAUGCAAAGGGCAAAUGGGGUGUCUUUCCCCAAGCGUUCCUCGACUCGAACUCGCUGCAAGAGAUUGCGUCGGUCAUCAGCUCGGACCGCGCCAGUAUUCUCAGUAACGAAAAGAACAAGUCGACUGCCAUUCUAUCCAAGUUUCCCACACGCACCAUGAGCGGGCGGCCAGCAAGUGUCGCCGGAUCGACGAGCAGCGGCGAGAGGUCAGUUUUUGGGCACUCACGAAGCCUGCGUCGAUCGCGGGAGUACUGA
This is a messenger RNA of Trichoderma reesei QM6a, 2571 nucleotides long. RefSeq lists its product as uncharacterized. Gene Ontology annotation, biological process: regulation of actin filament polymerization. The transcript has 5 exons. Gene Ontology annotation, cellular component: actin filament; plasma membrane; cortical actin cytoskeleton. The record is from RefSeq and is a predicted model, not a curated record. The coding region runs from base 1 to 2571 and encodes 856 amino acids. Lineage: Eukaryota; Fungi; Ascomycota; Sordariomycetes; Hypocreales; Hypocreaceae. Gene Ontology annotation, molecular function: actin filament binding.